Podospora bellae-mahoneyi is the source of this 1519-nucleotide messenger RNA. RefSeq lists its product as uncharacterized. NCBI's taxonomy places the organism in Eukaryota, Fungi, Ascomycota, Sordariomycetes, Sordariales, Podosporaceae. The record is from RefSeq and is a predicted model, not a curated record. Gene Ontology annotation, molecular function: ubiquitin-specific protease binding; misfolded protein binding. Gene Ontology annotation, cellular component: endoplasmic reticulum membrane; Hrd1p ubiquitin ligase ERAD-L complex. Bases 514 to 1272 code for a protein of 252 amino acids. Gene Ontology annotation, biological process: endoplasmic reticulum unfolded protein response. The transcript is spliced from 3 exons.
GCAGCAGCGUCAUUGUGGACCCCGCCGCAGCAGCGGCUCAGCUUCCCGACAAGGGUCCGAUUGUCCCGCGGUCUUGUGUCCUGAUGCUUGAUGAGCAACCAAGAAGCUUCGUUUCCUAAAAGGCCACCUCAACAUCUUGAGAAUUAAUCAAUCCUUUUCGCUCACCUGCCAACACACAUUUACUGCGACAGAUUGCGCCAUCUUCCUCAGAGGCACAAAUUAUUCUACAGCAAUGGCUUUUUGAAUGCAAUCCCAUUUACGCUUGAUUUCAAAGCUAACAAGAUACCCUUUGAAGACUUACCCUGAACGAGACCAAAUCAUAAAUCCGCCGAGCUAUAUCCACCAGCUAGAAGCACGGGAACUCCCACUACAAAAGUGGCAAUUACAUCAACCCCUACGAGCGAGCGCCCGCCCCACUUUCCCCGGAUUCUGGACUUGCGCAUCACUGGCGUCGUCAACCCUAACCGCACCUAUUUUCCAUUUCGAUCGCAGUAGGCAUACAGGCUGCGCACAAUGGACGGACUCAUGGACAACAACGGGCGCUUCCCACUCGAGACGUGGUUCUGGGAAAUGCCUGUAUGCACAAGAUGGUGGACAACAGCAACAGUGUUAUGCGCCGGCCUGGUGCAAUGUCACCUCUUAACACCCUUCCAGCUCUUCUACAGCUACAGAGCGGUAUUCGUAAAAGCUCAAUACUGGCGCCUCCUCACAACCUUCCUCUACUUUGGCCCCUUCUCCAUGGACCUCCUCUUCCACGUCUAUUUCCAACAGCGCUACUCCCGCCUCCUCGAAGAGUCCUCCGGCCGAUCACCGGCGCACUUUAGCUGGCUGCUGUUUUACGCGAUGAGCAGUUUGCUGUUACUAUCACCCUUUAUAGGGAUGCCCUUUCUCGGACACCCGCUCUCGUCGACGCUGGUGUACAUCUGGUCGAGAAGGAACCCGGACACGCUGAUGAGCUUCCUGGGGGUGCUGGUGUUUAGGGCGCCAUAUCUGCCUUGGGUGUUGAUUGCCGUGAGCUAUGUGUUGCACGGCUUGAUCCCGAAGGAUGAGAUUUUGGGGGUGGUGAUUGGGCAUAUUUGGUACUUUUUUAAUGACGUGUACCCACCGCUGCAUAAUGGGAGCAAGCCGUUGGAUCCGCCGAUGUGGUGGAGGAGGUUGAUUGAGGGCCGCCCAAGAGAAGAAGAGACCAACGACGAGACUGCUAAUGGCGUGGAUAACGAGUUUGCUGUUGCUGGGGCUGGUCCGGAGGUGCCGGCGCCAGAUAUGCGAUGAGAUUGACAAGAAGGAUUUGGGGGAAGGGUUGUAUUUGCAUGACAGUACAUAGCGGUGGUCGGUUUCUCUGCGUCUAGUUCUUUACCAGCAUAUUUGAAACUGGCCACAGAUGCUUAGCAUGGGACAUUUUAUGGCGUUGGAGGUUACGGCAUCGGGACAACAGGUUGGAACCUGACGAAUCAACAGUCUGGACGCAAGUAGCGCUGAUAUAAUGAAAUAUUACUCGAGCGUUGCUAUCAAAUGCGUC